GUGUUUUUUUUCGCGAAGCGGAAAUUGACGCCCGCACUUUGACGCGAGUGGGCGAGUCACAUCGGAGUUGGCACAAAAGCGCGUUCGUCUUCACGUUUACCCCAGCGACCGCAUGUGUCCAAGAUCCGCGACGUUACAACACUAAUUACAUCUCACAGCGCAGCGUAGAAUAAAGAUUUAAGACGAGCCUCAGGCGAAGUGCAACGCUUUGUACCCGAGAGAACGCCAGGCCGCAACACACUCCGCGCCUUCUAUCGUAGUAAACAGCAGCAGAUACAACGAAGUGGAUCUUCACGGACGGACAACCUGAGCGCACUCAGAACAAAGUCAUGCCGCUGGCCACUUUCUUCGGAUGUACCUUCAUCGCUUUUGGGCCGGCGUUUGCGCUAUUCAUCCUCACGGUGGCAAGAGAUCCUCUUAGGGUCAUCAUCCUCAUUGCAGGGGCCUUCUUCUGGCUAGUCUCUCUGCUCUUAUCGUCGCUGGUGUGGUUCAUCGCCACGAAGGCAAGCGAUCGAAAGAAUGAGGAGCUGCAGCAUGGCCUGCUCAUCUUCGGCGUGCUGCUCUCCGUGCUCUUCCAGGAGGUCUUCCGAUAUGGUUACUACCGCCUCCUGCGGAAAGCUCAGGAUGGCUUGGUCACAUUCAGCCAAGACAAUAGGCCUCCCAUCAGCAUGCAAGAGAUGGCGUAUGUGGCCGGCUUGGGAUUUGGAAUAAUCAGUGGGGCUUUCUCGGUCGUGAACAUCCUGGCGCAGUCGAUCGGGCCUGGAACUGUCGGGAUUCGCCAAGACUCUGAGUACUUCUUCCUCACUUCGGCAUUCCUGACGUUGGCAGUGAUUCUUCUGCACAUGUGCUGGGGUGUCGUGUUCUUCGACGGUUGCCAACAGAGCCGCGUUUGGGCCGUGCUUUUAGUCAUUGCCUUGCAUUUCCUCGUCUCGUCUAUGACAUUCCUGAAUCCCGUGUACGCGGGAAGCCUGGUGCCUACGUACGUGGUGCUGGUCGGAAUGCUGCUGUGGGCAUUCGUCGUAGCUGGGGGCACCCCGGAGAGCCUGCACCGCGCCCUCACCUGCAGCAAGGAAGCUGACUGAUCCAGACAUGGAAAGUACGGGAAGAUGGAGCCCAGGAUGGUGACUGCUAUGUGCCGCUUUCAAAGAUGGAAUGCUCACAAGAAACAGGGUUGAACGUAGGAAAAUGUACUAAAUAUAUUCUGGACACUUGGUUUUGUAUAAAGAGACAACAAAGUAAACGCAUAUUUUGCAAUGGUCUUUUUGCAGUGUAAAUGUUUCCAAAUGGCUUCUGUCCAGAGACAGCGUUACUGCUCAGAUGUCUAAUCGAGCAGCAAUAAAGCACAACACGGUUUUGGUAAUGGCAAUGAUAGUGAAACUAUUUUAUGAAAAUAAAUGAAAGAUAUUUGUAUUGCUAUUGCAGAUUGUAUUCUGACAUUUGCAAGUUAUGUAACGAAAAAUAUAUAUUUCCAACAAAAGCAACAAUUUAAAAUACUUUUUUUAACCAGGUUUUUUUUUGUAUUUAUGUUUUUUCUGAGGCUUAAAUUCUUGCCACCUCGGUUCUCCAUGAACCAUGCUUGCCAAUUUGUAAACUAAUUUUAUUUCUUAAAUCCCUCAUUUGAAAUACAUUUUUAGUUGUCAUUAUAAUAAUGAUAAAGAGGAUUAAUUUGUCUACUGGUUUUGAAAUAAAACAAUGCGAUUCAUCUGUUUUUAUAUUGUACAGAAGUUACUAUGAGCGAUGUGCUUUAUCUGUAACGCAGGUUUCGCUUACCAGCAGUGGCAGCAUUUUUUCUAUUGGACAGGGAAAUAGUGUGGGGCAGUAACAUAGAUUCAAGGCUGUGUUGGCAUUCACUGUAUUUCAUUCAUUGUUAACUUUGUCGUGAUCACUGUAUUAUAUUGUUUCAUUUUUUUGCAUCUCUUAAAUACUUUAUACACAGGAAUAGCCCAAGAUCUAAAAACGAGUGAUGUGUUUUGAUAACAAAUGGUGUUAAUUUUCCACACGUUGAAAGCAUUGUACAACACCGCAUUGUAUAAUAUUGCAUGAAAUGUAUUGCAGGAUCAUUUAACUUUUUUUUAUAUUGGACCACAGGUGUUGCAGGUGUUUAACUGCCUUGCGUAACACUUGAUGUAUUUCUGCAAAUAAAGUGGUUGAGUAUUGCAUCGGGACCUCGUAGCAAGAUACAUAUCAAGGUGUGCAUCGUGCACAGAACAGUGCAAACACCUGUUCGAUGCUGUAUAUACUUUUUGUCGUUAUUAAUUUUCGUCUCAGGACCAUUUUCAGGAAAUUACUGCUCUGCGUGCAACGACCUUCCUGUUUACAGUUCGAAACGCUGGCGAUGUUCCCCAUAGUUGUACCGGUGAACUCGAACAAAAAAACAUUGACCGUGCACAAAAGUUUGAAACAAAAAACAACCCCAAAGGGACAACAUUUAUUUAAUGAGCAGUGUUUUUUGCCGAUGCCGUCUGCAGUCCGAUAAUUGUGUGUUCAUGCUGAAUACUGCAGUAAAAAAAAAAUCUAAAGGUACGAUGCAUUGCCAUUCACGUGCUUGGGGAAUUCUGCUUGACUGCUUGUGGGGCCCUUGGUGCUUUCCCUUCGCACUUGGAUGUCAACACUGCAAGUUACAAUUCUGGUUCACCUGCCACGUGGUGAAGGAUUUAAUCACGGCGCGAAACUCGCUCUCGUGAGCUUUUCUGCCGGAGGACUUUGCCAAAUAAUCUUGUUAUAAAGAUUUUUUGAAGUGAAUGGUUCAAGAACAAACAUUACCUGGUUAACACAUUCCUUUUCUGUUAUGCUUUCACAUUGUAAAAAAAAAUGCUCAAUGAAAUAACUCGCAAACGUUUUUCUACAUUUGUGCACAACUGCCUUAUGUAAGCUUUUUGUUAAAUAAAGUAAAAGCAAUUGUG
Messenger RNA from Lethenteron reissneri (Far Eastern brook lamprey), 2903 nucleotides. RefSeq names its product gamma-secretase subunit APH-1A-like. NCBI's taxonomy places the organism in Eukaryota, Metazoa, Chordata, Hyperoartia, Petromyzontiformes, Petromyzontidae. Gene Ontology annotation, cellular component: membrane. The record is from RefSeq and is a predicted model, not a curated record. Gene Ontology annotation, biological process: positive regulation of catalytic activity; protein processing.